This is a messenger RNA of Brienomyrus brachyistius, 2291 nucleotides long. RefSeq names its product NADPH oxidase 3-like. The transcript has 13 exons. NCBI's taxonomy places the organism in Eukaryota, Metazoa, Chordata, Actinopteri, Osteoglossiformes, Mormyridae. Gene Ontology annotation, molecular function: superoxide-generating NAD(P)H oxidase activity. Gene Ontology annotation, cellular component: plasma membrane; NADPH oxidase complex. The record is from RefSeq and is a predicted model, not a curated record. Gene Ontology annotation, biological process: defense response; superoxide anion generation. The coding region runs from base 361 to 2049 and encodes 562 amino acids.
ACUACUUAACCGUAGCCUAUUAUCUAGCAAGUAAUGUCUCUGGACAAGCUGUAUACAUUGGCUUACUUUUAAUUGUGUAAUCUGUUUCGCUAGAUCUACUGCAAUAUUUUAAAAAUAAUAAAAUAAAUACUAAAAACAGAAUCACAACACGACUGAGCCUGUAUCACUGUACAGUACGUUUUUGUAGAACUCAGAAUCAAACGAAUAUACCGUUAGCGGCCACCAGAGGUCGUGGUUCUACAUUCCUUUAAAAGUUCAAGGGUGCAGGGGUAGAUAAGCAUCCGUGGUGAUAUUUGUAUAGGACAGAAGGAUGAGUCUGGGCUUAGUGCAGCAGCGAAAUUGAUUGAGGAAUAUCUCAUUAUGAACUUGUUCAUUAAUGAAGGCGUGUCUGUGUUUAUGGUGGUACUGUUGGUGGGAGUCAACGCCGCCCUGUUCACAGUCACGUUCCUCUACUACAGUGGCCAGGAUGCUUUUUCCUACACCCGUGUCAUGCUGGGGUCGGGUCUGGCUUUUGCCCGAGCCUCUGCGAUGUGUGUGAACCUAAACUGCAUGGUCAUAUUGCUGCCAGUGAGCCGCAACCUUGUCUCCCUCCUGCGAGGCUCCUGCGCUUGCAGAUGCAGAGUGUUAAGAAAGCAGCUGGACAAAAGCAUCACUUUUCACCGCGUGGUGGGCUACCUGCUGGUGUUUCACUCCGUCGUCCACGUUAUUGCCCAUCUCUCCAACAUUGAGAGGUACCACGAGAGUCAGUCUACGGAAGCAGGAGAGCUGUUGUUGAAACUCUCAAGCCUGGGAGACGGGCUAAAUGAAAGCUUUUUGAACCCUAUCCGCACCUAUAACACUACGCCUACGAGGGAGGUGCUGGUUAACGUGUCUGGGCUCUCCGGAUUGGUCAUCACACUGGUCCUGGCUCUGAUGGUCACUUCAUCCACUGAGUUCAUCAGACGCUCCUCUUACGAGGUGUUCUGGUUCACCCAUCACUUCUUUGUGGUCUUCCUGCUUGGGUUGGUCAUUCACGGCAUUGGGGGCAUUGUCCGGGGACAGACUGCCGAGAGCCUGUUGAUGCACAACGUCUCCUACUGUCGAGAGCACUUGGAUGAGUGGGGGGAUAUGGACCGGUGCCCCCUGCCGCACUUCCAGGGAAGUGACCCAGCGUCGUGGAAAUGGAUAAUUGCUCCCUCCCUCCUUUACAUCUUUGAAAGAAUCCUGCGUUUCACUCGCUCUUUACAACCAGUGGCCAUUACUAAAGUGCUGACUCACCCAUCAAACGUGGUGGAGCUGCAGAUGACGAAGGUGGGCUUUCGCAUGGAGCCAGGCCAGUACGUGUACCUGCAGUGUUCCGCCAUCGCCCCUCUGGAGUGGCACCCCUUCACCCUGACGUCUGCACCUGAGGAGGAUCACUUCAGCGUGCACGUGCGCGUGGCGGGAGACUGGACGGCUGCCCUGUAUGCCGCCUGCACCGGCCACCAGGGGGACUCGCGGAUCCCUCUGCUACGCUUGGCGGUGGACGGCCCGUUUGGCUCGGCCAGCCGUGACGUAUUUCGGUAUGAGGUCAGCGUGUGCAUCGCGGCGGGUAUCGGAGUGACCCCGUUCGCCUCUGUCCUGAAAUCACUCCGGUACAAGUCUUCAAAUCCCGGGAAAGCCAUGAAACUCCAGAAGCUCUACUUCUUCUGGAUCUGUCGUGACACCACCGCUUUCGAGUGGUUUCGGGACCUCCUGCUCUCCCUGGAGGGUGACACCAUGGGUAUGGGGCGUCUCGUCAGCUUCCACAUCUACCUCACCAGCUGGGACGACGCUCAGGCACGCCACAUCACCCUGCACCGUGACUCCCAGAGGGAUGUGGUCACUGGCUUCAGGGAGAAGACCUUCUUCGGCAGGCCCAACUGGGACCAGGAGUUUCGGAGCAUUGCUGACUCACACCCUGGCAGCAACAUCGGUGUGUUCCUGUGUGGACCCAAAGCCAUUUCCAAGGUCAUCCGCAAAAUGUGCAGCACCCACUCAACUUCAAAACUGCGGGGAGUGCGCUUCCAUUUCAACAAGGAGAGAUUUUGACACACUAAUGAGUUCGUUUCUCAUGAGUCAAGCCCCUUGCAAACCAUGCAGAUGUUGCAACCAGGAAAAUAAAUGCCGUAGAAGUUUAAAUAUGGCGGUGUUUAAGUGUGCCCAAAGUCCAUAUAUGUUUCUUUGACACGUCCUGAUUUGAAUAUUGAUCUGUGAAGGGGGAGAAUGUAAUUUAUUCAUGGUAAGCAUAGAUAACAUCUCAUGGAAACAGGGACAUGGUUAAUGUUACGUAA